This is a messenger RNA of Pangasianodon hypophthalmus (striped catfish), 2005 nucleotides long. It is a transcript of the gene diablob, whose product is annotated as diablo, IAP-binding mitochondrial protein b. Lineage: Eukaryota; Metazoa; Chordata; Actinopteri; Siluriformes; Pangasiidae. The transcript is spliced from 6 exons. Gene Ontology annotation, biological process: intrinsic apoptotic signaling pathway in response to oxidative stress; neuron apoptotic process. The coding region runs from base 168 to 866 and encodes 232 amino acids. The record is from RefSeq and is a predicted model, not a curated record. Gene Ontology annotation, cellular component: mitochondrion.
CAGGAAGAAGAAGAAGCAGCCUCAGCCUCAGCAGCAGCAGCAGAAGAAGACGAAGGAGACGAAGAAGAAAAACAAGAGGACGACGACGACGGAGCAGCAGCAGUAGCGCAGUAGCGACUACAGGGGGCGCACUUUCAGCUAGAGCUCACUCUUAUCUUCAGUUCAACAUGGCGCUGUACGGGAGAAAGGUACUUGCUGUUGGACGCUGCGCAGUCAGCUUGCUGAGCACUGCCAUCAGAACACGUCCGACACUUAUGAGGCUGCCAUCAAUAAUCAGGAGGAACUGGAUUUCAGUCGGCAUCUCUGGAGGCCUGUGCGCCGUUCCCUUUGUACAGGACACUGUAUCCCAUGAAGCCUUAAUCCGUAGAGCCUCAUCUCUGGUGACCGACAGUGCCAAUACUUUUCUGUCUCAAACCACGCUGGCACUAGUGGACUCACUCACACGGUAUACUAAGGCAAUGCAUUCCCUUAUAACUCUACACAAGCGCUAUGUGGCGAAUAUCAACAGACUAAAUCCUGCAGAUGAGAAUGCAGUGUGGGAGGUGAUAGUUCACCAGCGUGAGGAGCUCAUCAAAUGUAGGGAAGACUGCAAACAAUUUGAAAAAAACUGGAUGAGUGCAAUUACGUUAUCACAGCUGGCAGCUGAAGCAGCUUUUAAUGCAGGAGCUGACCAGGCUUCAGCCACAGCACAAACUAACCUGGAGAUAGCAAAGUCUCAUGUAGAGCAGGCUCGACAGCGCUCCCUUGAGGCAGAACAGGAACUAAAAGACAGCAAAGCAGAAUUCAGCCAGAGGCUCCAGCGCACUUCACCUGCAGUGGCAGAAAACGAGGAAGAAAUUCCAGAGGCUUAUCAGAGAGAGGACUAGUGGCGAGUAGCAUUUUAUAAAGACACAUGCAGCUCUUCAUCUGCACCACUCCAAUCUUAAGAGCUGUUUCUGUGUCUGCAACGGAGACGUUUUUGCACAAUGUUUUUAAUGAUAACUUUCUAAUGAAAAAUAUAAUGACGCACAACAAGAGAGCGUAACGUACAAUGGGCAAGAGAAACAGCAGUGAAAAGCACAGUUGGCAAGCCAUUCUUAGACAUAUUUAUAUAUUAUUACAUUUUUUUUGGUAUUCAUACUAAUUUGGUUUAGAGAUGCAAUCAAGAUCUUAAAAAUCAUGUCUUGAACUGUAAUAUUCAUGCAAUGUAGAAGAACCCAUAAGUUGCAAUUUGCAAUAUUGCUAUGCACUGGAUCUUUUCUUUGUUUCAGGCUUCUGUUUCCAGUUAUCUGGCCGGGAAAUUAGCUCCACCUCCAGCUUUUUAGCUCUGCCACUUUCCUUUAAAGCCAAAUGUAGUUUCCACAGAGUGGGGUGGGGUCAUUUGGGGGAAAGUUGAAGCCUCAUGCUUUCAUUGUAAAGGAGUAGAGGGCUCUUAAAAAUUACAAACUGCCCCUUUAAUGUCAGUCCAAUAACCUUUCAUACUGUAGUGUUACCUGAAGCCUUUACUCCUUUUAUCUGCAGUGUGUGUGUGUGUGUGUGUGUGUUUGAGUGUUUGACAGAAAUUUUGGAGUCUUGGCUCUUGUUAAACACUGUAUUGUAUAUGCUGAAUAAAGAAACUGUUGUCUACUACAUUUAAAUUAAAGCUGUAAUCAGCAGAUUUGAGCAUUUCCUUUUUAGAAGUUAAUGGUUGUUGAUAAUCCGCUUAAUCCAAUAAUUGGAUUGUGAAGAAUAUGUUUGACUAAUAUUUUAAUUUGAAUUAAAAUACGGGUAAAAUGGGAAUAGUUUUGCUGAUCUGUUGAACUGUUUGUUGUGUCACAUGGUGCAGUGUCUCAAUGAGUGUACAUUUUCUGAAUUGUGUGAAUAUGUGAACUGUAAUUGAAUUUAUGCUUAAUCUUUUUAGCAAGUUCAUAAGAAACACUUGUGAAAUGUUGAUACAGAGUCACACACUCAACAAAUAUUAGUAUUCUGUCAUUUUCACUGUGUAAUGUUUUAUGACUUUUAAUUAAAAAAAACUAUUGCUAACAUU